GCAGGAGGCGGGAGAGUGAGGGAAAGACUGGAAGACGAGGAUGUUCCCUCAGUGAGAGGAAGAUUUGCACAAUGGCAGUUUUUGAUACUCCUGAGGAGGCCUUUGGUGUCUUACGUCCAGUCUGUGUUCAGCUCACAAAGACCCAGACAGUGGAAAAUGUGGAACAUCUGCAGACACAAUUACAAGCCGUGAGUGACAGUGCCCUACAGGAACUUCAGCAGUACGUCCUCUUCCCCUUGCGAUUUACCCUCAAGACCCCAGGUCCCAAAAGAGAGAGCUUGAUCCAGAGUGUGGUGGAGUGCCUCACGUUUGUCCUCUCUUCAACAUGCGUGAAAGAGCAAGAGCUUCUCCAGGAACUCUUUUCGGAACUUUCUGCCUGUCUAUAUUCGCCCAAUUCCCAAAAACCUGCAGCUGUGUCAGAAGAGUUGAAAUUGGCUGUGAUCCGGGGACUUAGCACCUUAAUGCACUCGGCUUAUGGGGACAUCAUUCUGACUUUUUAUGAGCCCUCCAUCCUUCCUCGAUUAGGAUUUGCUGUGUCUUUGCUGUUAGGUUUGGCAGAACAAGAGAAAUCAAAGCAAAUUAAAAUUGCUGCCUUAAAAUGUUUACAAGUUCUACUCUUUCAAUGUGAUUGUCAAGACCAUCCAAGGUCCUUGGAUGAGAUUGAGCAACAGCAGCUGGGGGAUUUGUUUGCUUCUUUUUUACCUGGAAUCUCAACUGCACUAACAAGGGUUAUUACAGGAGAUUUUAAACAAGGUCACGGCAUUGUUGUAUCUUCUCUAAAGAUCUUUUACAAGACAGUGUGCUUCAUUAUGGCUGAUGAACAGCUCAGGAGAAUCUCAAAGGUCCAAGCAAAACCUGCAGUGGAGCAUAAAGUUGCAGAGCUAAUGGUUCAUAGGGGAGCAGAUUGGGUGAAAAAUACUGGCGACAAGUUGGCAAUCCUUAUUAAAAAGAUAACUGAGUGCAUUUCAGUUCACCCACACUGGAAGGUGAGGUUGGAACUGGUAGAACUUGUGGAGGCGCUUCUUUUGGAGUGCAGUCAAUCACUAAUUGAGUCUGCUGGUUCCCUCCUGAAGGCUUUAGUGGGCCUAGUAAAUGAUGAGAGUCCUGAAGUUCAAUCCCAGUGCAAUAAAGUUCUGAGACAUUUUGCAGAUCAGAAAGUAGUGGUGGGCAACAGAGCCCUUGCUGACAUCUUGUCAGAAAGUUUACAUUCCCUUGCCACAUCUCUUCCCCGCCUAAUGAACUCACAAGAUGAUCAGGGCAAAUUCUCCACUCUCUCCUUGUUCCUCGGUUAUCUAAAACUCUUGGGCCCAAAAGUAAACUUUGUCCUCAACUCUGUGGCCCAUCUCCAGCGCCUUGCCAAAGCGCUCAUCCAAGUUCUAGAACUAGAUGUGGCUGACGUCAAAAUUGUAGAGGAGCGGCGGUGGAAUGCUGAAGACCUGGAUGCCUCUCCAAAUGCCUCAUCUGCGCGGCCAUGGAACCAAGUCCAGAGGAGAUACUUCCGAUUCUUCACUGAUGAGAGAGUGUUCCUGCUCUUACGGCAGGUUUGUCAGCUUCUUGGUUAUUAUGGGAACCUUUAUUUGCUUGUGGAUCACUUUAUGGAACUGUACCACGAAUCUGUGGUUUAUCGGAAGCAAGCCGCCAUGAUCCUUAAUGAACUGGUUACAGGAGCUGCUGGACUGGAGGUGGAGGAUCUUCACGAAAAACACACUGAAACGAGCCCAGAGGAACUGAGAGAGAUUGUGACGUCUAUACUUGAAGAAUAUAUAAACCAAGAAAACUGGUAUUUGGUUACCUGUAUUGAAGCUGAGGAGGGAGAGGAGCUAAAGAAGCAGCCAUGCCUCCAGGCCAUCACAUCCAGUGUGCACACCCAAGUUCUUUCUUCUCCAGCCUUCUCAAAGCCAAGUCCCACUAUCUGCUCCAUGAACAGCAAUAUCUGGCAAAUAUGCAUCCAGUUGGAAGGGAUUGGCCAGUUUGCAUAUGCACUAGGAGAAGACUUUCGUUUGCUCUUGAUGUCAGCCCUCUAUCCAGUACUGGAGAAGGCUGGAGACCAAACAUUGCUUAUUAGUCAAGUGGCUACGAGAACUAUGGUAGAUAUUUGCAACGCUUGUGGCUAUGACUCCCUGCAGCACCUGAUCAAUGAAAAUUCAGAUUAUUUGGUGAAUGGCAUCUCUUUAAAUCUGCGCCAUCUAGCUCUGCACCCUCAUACCCCAAAGGUCUUGGAAGUCAUGCUACGGAACUCAGAUGCUAGCCUGCUUCCUUUGGUGGCAGAUGUGGUUCAAGAUGUCCUGACUACCCUGGACCAAUUUUAUGAUAAGAGAGCUGCUUCUUUUGUCAGCGUUCUGCACGCCUUACUGACAGCAUUAGCCCAGUGGUUCUCAGACACAGGAGAUGCGGAGCAACUCCAGGAGCGAAGUUUAGAGGAGGAGGGAAGUCAUUCAUGCCAAACACCAACACCCCUUGAGAACAGCACUACAGCCGAGCAUGUUGAACAGUUCGUGCUGAACUACCUCAAAGAGAAGGAUGUGGCAGAGGGAAAUGUCUCAGAUUUUGACAAUGAAGAAGAGGAGUUAUCAGACCCUCCCAAGGUAGACGAGAAUGACACCCUUCCAGAUGCGGAGCCGCCACUUCCAGUGCAGAUCCAAAUAGCCAGGGACGUGAUGGAGCGCUGCAUCCACUUGUCGUCGGAUAAAAGUCUGAAAAUCCGCUUGAAGGUCUUGGAUGUGCUGGAUUUGUGUGUGGUGGUUCUGCAGACACACAAGAACCAGCUCCUUCCCUUGGCUCAUCGGGCCUGGCCCUCCCUGGUGCACCGACUCACAAAUGAUGACCCUCUGGCAGUGCUCAGAGCCUUCAAGGUUUUACAGACGCUGGGAGGCAAGUGUGGUGAUUUUCUACGGAACCGGUUCUGCAAAGAUGUCUUGCCAAAGCUGGCUGGCUCCUUAGUCACCCAGGCGCCCAUCAGUGCCAGGGCUGGACCAGUUUACUCACACACGCUGGCCUUCAAGUUGCAGCUGGCUGUCUUACAGGGCCUGGGCCCCCUCUGCCAGCGACUGGACCUAGGUGAGGGUGACCUGAAUAAAGUGGCUGAUGCCUGCUUGAUUUACCUCAGCACCAAACAGCCCGUGAAAUUACAAGAGGCUGCCAGGAGCGUCUUCCUGCACCUGAUGAAAGUGGACCCGGACUCCACCUGGUUCCUCCUGAAUGACCUUUACUGCCCCCUGCCACUCACGCCGCCCCACGCCAGCCUCCACCCCGUGUUGCUGCGUGGGGCCUCCGUACAGCAGAGCCCCUACGCCACCAACGUGCUGCGGCUGCUCCGGGAGCUGCAGUGACCUGCCCUCCUCCCCUGCUGCCGGAAGGUGGGCCAACCCACCCCUGCCGGAGGCCUUUGGGCAGCAGCAGAGAAGCCUGUGGAGGUGGAUCAGACAGCCAAUCAAUUUAUAAAUUGAUCAAUCACGCAACUGCCUAAAAAUUGGAUUGAAAGAAAAUAGCAAGCUGUUACUUAAUAUUUCAUACCUCGUGUUUGCAGAUGACAUUGUCUGUCAGCUCUAAGGGUUUAACACAGCUGCCUGCCACCUCCAUGGCCCCAUCUGCCUCCCAGACCCCUGCCAUACAUACAACCCUAAGUACGUAAGGAUGCUGGGACCGAAGUGCACUGAAUGUGUCCUCUGAACCCCUGAGAGUGGCAUUUAGGACCCCACAUCUAAGAACCUUCAGAGUACAGCUCUGCCACCACAGACAGGUCUCCAUGUGCGCCACCGUCCUCCUCAAAUGAGGAGCUGGAACUCAUUUGUUGUACCUAACCUAUUCUUUGGAAGAAAAGAAAAUAAAGGAUGAAAGUAUGA
Sciurus carolinensis (gray squirrel) is the source of this 3842-nucleotide messenger RNA. RefSeq names its product TELO2 interacting protein 1 (gene Tti1). Gene Ontology annotation, cellular component: cytoplasm. Gene Ontology annotation, biological process: chromatin remodeling. The record is from RefSeq and is a predicted model, not a curated record. Bases 72 to 3329 code for a protein of 1085 amino acids. The transcript is spliced from 8 exons. Lineage: Eukaryota; Metazoa; Chordata; Mammalia; Rodentia; Sciuridae.